This is a messenger RNA of Trachemys scripta elegans, 4809 nucleotides long. It is a transcript of the gene CCDC57, whose product is annotated as coiled-coil domain containing 57. The record is from RefSeq and is a predicted model, not a curated record. The coding region runs from base 306 to 3116 and encodes 936 amino acids. NCBI's taxonomy places the organism in Eukaryota, Metazoa, Chordata, Testudines, Emydidae. The transcript has 18 exons.
GGGGGGUGGAUAGUACAGUGGUGCGGUUCCUGCCAUUGUUUACAUCACAGCAGCUGGCACAACACCCAAGGCGCGUCUCAAGACAUUGGCAUGAUGCCAGACCCGGUCAGAGGCCAAGGGGGGGCCUCCAUGAGGGCGCGAGGGAAGGGGUUUGAAGCGGACCCCACGGGCGGUCCCGAUGGGGUUGGGGCCCACGUUCCCUGGGGAGGCGUGUUCUUGGAACACCAGCAGCAGCUACGGUUCCCAUGGAGACGGGGCCUGCUCAGCAGAGACCCGCCGCCGCUUAGAGAGCAACUCGCUCAACAAUGUUACAAAUGGAGAAAGAACUAAAUGAACUUCUUGUGAGGAAAGAACAAGAAUGGAAAGAGCUACAAGCUCGCCAUCUCUGUUUUCAGAAGACAACAUUGCAGGAUACCAGAAAGCAGCUCCAAGAAAUGCAUAAAAAAUUCAAUAGGUUAAAAGAAGAUUUCACCUAUAAUCUGAAAAUUCUGGAAGAGAGAGACAGAGAACUGGAGCGCUAUGAUGCCAUGUUUACUCAUUUGAAAAUGGCUGAAAAUGCUAAACAGGCAGAAGUUAGCGAUCUUAGGAUACAGCUGGAUAAGCUGCAACAAACACUUCUGAAGGAAACCCAGAAACAAGAGGCUCUGCAGUACCAAUAUCAACAAAAACUUAAAGAACAUCAGUUAGAGAUGGAGCGGCUGCACAGUUCUAAGGUUUCUGACAUUGACCAUCACUGUGAGGAGUAUAAGAAGCUGAAACAGCAGUUGGAGAGAAAACUCCAAGAAGUGGAAGGAGAGCUUGCUUUGCAGAAACAGGAGCUGCUAGUGGAAUUUGGUGCAGAAAUUAAAAAGAGAGAACAUGCAUUUCGACAGCAGGCAGAUGAAAUGAGUAAUUUAGUUCUUUCUCAUGAACUGAAGGUGAAGUUGUUGACCAGAGAACUGGAGGCUCUGAAAGAGGCUGGGAUGAAAGCUGCAGAAUCAUUGCAAAUAGCAGAAACUACUAAUUUGAAGUUGGAGAAAGAGGCCAAAUGCAAGGACUGGGAACUUAAAGAUCUUGCAGCUGUGAAAGAUGCUCAGAUACAGGAUUUAGAAUGUAAACUUCAUUUAGUAUACCAGACCUGGCAAAAAGAAGAGGAAACAUUUCAGAGAAAACAUGAGGUGCUAGAUCGCUUUGCGAAGGAAAAGGAUGCAGUACUGGCUUCAGUGAAAGAAGUCCAUGCUGAGCAAAUACAGAAGUGGGAAAAUCAGAUAAGAGAACUGCAAAUAAGUCAUGAAACUCUGGAAAUGGAGCUGCGUAGAAGGGAAUGGAAGCAUGCAGAUUGUUUGAAAGAGAAAGACACUGUUAUUGAAAAGCUUCAAAGAGAGCUAACAACACUGAAAACAAGCUGGGAUUCUCAUCUAGCUCAAAUCUCCAAAGAGACUGUUUCUAAAGACCUUCAAAUUCAGUCAUUGCAUGAGGAGGAGGUGAAGCUGAGGGCAGAAUUGGCCAGAUUCCAGCAGGAUAUAGAAAGGUAUAAGCAGCAACUGUCUCUGGCAGCAGAACGAGAGCAGAUUCUGGAACGGGCUAAAGUGCAAGCAGAACUGGACUGGCAGCGGCGCUGUGAAAAUGCUGAAAGAAAUCAAUAUCAGAAAUCAGAGGAUCUAAUACAGAGCCUGUCAACAGCAAGGGACCAGGUUACAGCUCAGCUACAAGAGAAGGAAAAGAAGCUGUGUGAAAUGGAAACAGACCUGUCUGCUUUGACCUUUGAAAGAGACCAAGCAGUGCAGGCUCUUCAGAAACAUGGUAUAUUGCCUGAAGGAGAGAAACAGGUUAGACAACACUUAUUGCCUUGUCUUUGGACUUUAAAAUACCUUUUCCAAGAUCAUUUUUUUAUGUUUGUAGAUUAUGUUCAAUCCCUGGAAGAGGAAAUAAGAAAGUUAAAGCAUAAAUACUGGAUAAUGGAAGAGCAACUAGAAAAGGCAUUUAAAUUUUCCAGAAAAUCAUCUGCUCCAUCCCAUGACCCAUCCAGCACUCAGCACCACUCAGCUCCACCCAGCACUCAGCUCCACACCCACAAUUUCCAGGAAACUAAUGGUGCAUUUUGUGCUCAUGAAGUUUUCUCUGGAGCUCCUUUGAAGAAGCUGGAAGCCAGAACAGCACACUUGGACUCCAUGGUAACACAGCACAUACAAAAGGGUUCAGUGAUUAAAGGGCUUCAAGACGAGAUUGUAGAUCUCAGACAACAAUUAUCAGGGGUGGAGUCAGGCGAUGGCCCCCACCAUUGUAUAAAUUGCUCUGCACAGCAGAUGCAGAGUAAACUGAAGGAAGCAGUGAGAAAGAUCUCUAUUCUGAGCCAAGAAAAGCAACAACUAAUUGAAAUGGGAAACAGACUUCGAGCAGAACUUGGUGUAGUAUCAAAGGAAGGACUUCAGCAUUACAUUAGCUCUAAACAGUGUCCUGUUUAUGGUGCUCUGUAUCCUAAAGAGCUUGCCAAUGAAGCACAACAUCGAUUCUCAGCUUUAGAGCAUCUACAGUACCAGCUUACAACACAGGAGCUCCAGUAUGCAGAGCGACAACGUUUCUCAAGAUUGACUUCUAUGAUUACGUUUCCUAGCUCAAUAGAGAGCUUAAGUGCUGGAAAUAUUCCAAGUAGCGGUGGUGAGGGAGCGGAACUACCUGAGAUUCAGGUUCAACUGGAAUCUUCUGUUAGAAAUUGCAGUCCAGGGCAACAAAAGGAAUGUACAUCCUCAGAAACAGACCAAUCACAGCAACUCAGUAGGGAGAGCACUAGCCAAUCCCAACAGGCCUGGAUGUCAUCAUCUGGAGUACACAGCUCCCUCCAGGAUAUUUGGCAGAUUCUAGAUAUGGGAUCAAGCCCUUCUAUUCUCAGCCCUCAAAGCAACAUAGAUCAAGUAGAGUUCAAAGCUACUCACACAGCCAAGAAGUUUGAAGAGUCUCAGCAAAAUAUCGAAACUGGGGAUCAAGAAAGAGCACCAGCUGCUGACUUGACAGUCAAAGGAACCAACAUUGAAGUUCAACCAAAGUUAAUAGCCAACAAAUCAUCUCGGACUCACCCCAUAAAGUCAAAAAUCUCCCACCAGAUGCAAAAAAUCCGGAACUACAAUGUUAAACAUUGAUUUCUUUGACAGUAAGUUUAGCUCUGUACAAACUCUGAGUACAGGACUGCCCCUGCCCCGAAGAGCUUACAGUCUAAAUAGACCAGACAGCCAGAGGCUGGGGGAAGGGAUAGAACUCACUAGCAGAAUGAACAAGGUGAUGGCAGCAAAUGUGGGGUUAGUUCCAUAGUUUAAUUUUUACUGUUUAUUUGUUUACUCACUUAUUUUGGAUGGGUUUACUUAGGAGGGGAUAAGCUAAAUGGAAACAGAAGGGAAGUGAGGGGGGCAGGGCAGGGGAGAAGAGGAUAAGAGAGGCAAGGGUGAAGUUCAGGUGAAGGGACUGUUGGGGAGAGGCGGGAGAGGGUUGGACAGCCAAUCAGCACGUAACUGAGAAAGUACAAUCAAAAGUGUGGAUGGUUCUCUGAAUAUCCAGAGGUCCUUGUUUUGGCACCUUUAGCCUCUUUGACUCCUCUCUGCACAUCUCCAGGGCACAGAGAAAGGGGUGAGGCAUCACUUGGGUACUAGUGCCCCCAAAGUGGGGUGUCUCCCCUACACAGUUCUGGGUUCAGGAAGGUGCUGAGGGAGGGAUAGCCCCAGCUUAUUGUUUGACCUUAUUAAAUGUCAGUUCAUCCACCUGCUUUCUGGAGGUUAGUAUAGAUUCCCCGCUAUUAAAGAUUUAAACUCUUGUGCCUUUAGGCAGAGCUUGCAGUUUUUAGCAAAAUUUUGUUGAGAAGCACUGGAGUGUGGGUUAGACAGGGGAAAAUGUAUCUCUGUGGGCUGCCUUAGCAUGCUAUUUUCCUAUGCUUACUAACACUGCACUCAUUCUACAUACUGUAACAAUCAAUUCUCUGUAGCUGCUUAAUAUUAAUUUUAAAGCCAGGGGUACAAAGAGAUGGGCCCUGAUUCUGCACUACUUUGUACCUUCUGUAGGCAUUUAUGCGUGUGCAAAAUGGGUGUAAAAUUAUACAAAAACAGAAUUCUCCAUUCACUUACACUGGUAGUAUUGAUUAGCACAGGUGUAAGUGAUGUCACAAGUUUCAAGACUGUGAGAAUCACGCUCAUUAAUAAUACUUCGAAUCUUUCAUUGGAUGAACUAAAAGCAUUGUACAAAUGACUAAGCCUUACAACAUGUUUCCAGCUGAAAUUGCAGGAAAAAUUUUGAGUUGUAAUUUGACCAGCACACCACUGUACUUAUGAAAAGUGUCAUGACCUUUGAAUGAUCAUGAGUUCUCAGGAUCUCUGUUUUGUUUCGUUUUGAAAAUGGCAAGAUGGCACCUCCAGUAGCAUUGCAGGAAGCUGGGGUAUUGGUUUCGUGCUAAAGCCCUGACUCUCCAAACACUUAUUCAUGUGCUUAACUUUACUACUGGGAGUGGUCCUAUUGAAAAGGACUACUCGUGGUAGUAAAAUUAAUAAUGUGUGUGUUUGCAGGUUAAGAGCCUAAGAUGGAAGAAAGACUUACUGAAUCACCUGCACUUCUUCCUGCAACACAUAGGUGUCCAAAUUCUGUCUCUAGACAACCCUUGCUCAGUUUGAGAUCUGAAAGGAACACAGUACAAAGUUGUACAGCGUGGCUGUAGGCAGCUCAAGAAUAACAUGAAAAAAUUGUUCAAUGUUCUGUUCAAAAAUGUUUUGCUUUAACAUAUAGAUAAUACGAAUGGUAAUACAAAUAAUAUGGUAUUAUAAAUAAUAAAUAAUAGUAAUAAGUUGCAUGCUU